Bipolaris sorokiniana ND90Pr is the source of this 2803-nucleotide messenger RNA. RefSeq lists its product as uncharacterized. Bases 20 to 2623 code for a protein of 867 amino acids. The record is from RefSeq and is a predicted model, not a curated record. Gene Ontology annotation, cellular component: transcription repressor complex; nucleus. Gene Ontology annotation, molecular function: protein binding. NCBI's taxonomy places the organism in Eukaryota, Fungi, Ascomycota, Dothideomycetes, Pleosporales, Pleosporaceae. The transcript has 2 exons. Gene Ontology annotation, biological process: negative regulation of transcription by RNA polymerase II.
AAGAGGGGCAGUCGCACGGAUGCCGUCUCCACAUGGCCACACCACAACAUACGACAGUAAUAGAAUCGACGGCAGCGCGAUCGCCAUUCUUGGCAAUGUCCACGGCGAUAUACACUUUCCAGAAAGGCCUCGCGGAGCUGGCGGACCAUCACCCCACCAGUGCCUGCGCGACCUGCACGUGACGGACCCGCGCGAAGAACGCGCGCGCAUCGAGGGUGAUAAGGACAAGUUGCUCCGAGACUGCUAUGCCUGGAUACUGGAUGACGCUAGUUUCCGACGAUGGAGGACGCAGGACGAGUCGCGGCUGCUGUGGAUCAAGGGCGACCCGGGCAAAGGCAAGACAAUGAUGGCGAUGGGUGUGAUCGCCGAGCUGUCGCAAGGACACAAGACUCAGCUGUCGUCAAGGACGAUAGCGAAGGUACUCACCAAACUAAAGCUCGGCUCUCAAUCAUGUCUGGUGACGUACUUCUUCUGCCAGAGCACACGGCCAGAGCUCAACAACGCGGCGUCUGUCCUUCGUGGGCUUAUGUACCUGCUCGUUGCGCAAAGACCACAACUCAUGCGGCAUUUGCAGACGCGGUACGAGGCUAUGGGAGGUAAGCUCUUCGAAGGGCCUAACGCCAUUCACGCGUUAAGAGAGAUACUGUCGGACAUGCUCAAUGACGCCUCUCUACCGCUGACGUAUGUGCUUGUCGAUGCGCUGGACGAGUGUACGUCUGGCCUGCCUGAGUUUUUGCGCAUCAUCACCGACGUGAACCUCGGGCGACGGCCUAGGGUCAAGUGGCUGGUGACCAGCCGCAACAUGCCAGAGAUCGCGCGAUAUCUGCAGCCAGACGCAGCUGGUGUCAAGGUGAGUCUCGAGGUCAAAGCGAGUCAUGUAUCAAGAGCAGUGGCGGCGUUUGUGCAGUAUAAAGUGCAACGUUUGGCGACCGUACACGUGUACGACCUAGAGUUACAGGCAGAAGUGCAGCAGCAGCUCCGCGACAAGGCAGAAGGCACCUUCUUGUGGGUGUCACUGGUGUGCAGAGAGCUAGAGGGCGUCCCACUCUACCGCGCACGAGAGGUGCUGCAGGCACUACCGCCAGGACUCGAUCCGCUGUACGAGCGGAUGAUGGCGCAGAUUACAGGGCAGGAUGCAAAGACUGCAGAGUACUGCAGGGACAUUCUUCAGUCAAUCACGCUCGCUUUCCGGCCGCUACAGCUUAGAGAGCUCGCCGUAGCUGCAGGCCUUCCUAGAGACCAGUUCGGUAACGUACAAGCAGUCGCCGACCUUGUUAACCGUUGCGGCUCAUUCCUAACUAUGCGUGAAGACGUUGUGUCCUUCAUUCACCUAUCUGCUAGAGACUUCUUUACUACAGGCAGCGGCCGGCAGGUGUUUAGUGGCCCACUAGAGGAGGAGCAGGCACGAAUGACCUACCGCUUACUAGACGCAAUGAACAGCACGCUGCGGAGAGAUAUGUGUAGCUUGCAGAAGCCUGGUAUGCGAAUACAGGAGGCGACAGGUCACGUCAAGGGUAGCUGUCUGCCGCAGAUAGCGUAUGCUUGCGAGUACUGGGUGGAGCAUCUGCAGGCAGGCGGACAUGCCUGUAGCGAUAUGUUAGUAGAUAGGGGCAAAGUGCACGAUUUCUUUCAGAAGCACUUACUUUACUGGCUAGAGGCGAUGAGCCUACUACAAAAGAUGCCAGAAGCUAUAUUAGCGCUACAGGAGCUAGAACAGGUUAUUAAUAGUGUAGAGAGGCCGUCAGUAUUAGAUGUUGUCCACGACGCACUGCGAUUUGCAAUGUGGAGUGGAUCUGGGAUCCAGGAGGCGCCGCUGCAGGUGUACUAUGGAGCGUUGGUGUUUGCGCCAGAGCGAAGCAUAGUACGGCAUCAGUUUAGGCAGGAGAUGCCUAAGGAAGUGCAGGUGAAGUGUGGGCUAGAGGAAGACUGGGGACCUCUACUGCAGACGCUUGAGGGCCAUACAAGCUACGUUACCAGCGCGGCCUUCUCGGCAGCAGGAGAUCGGCUGGUAUCCGCUUCACACGAUAAGACAGUGCGAGUGUGGGAUGCGAAGACUGGCGAGCCGCUACACACCCUCGAGGGCCACACCAGCUGUGUCAGCAGCGCGGCCUUCUCGGCAGCAGGAGAUCGGCAGGCAUCCGCUUCACACGAUAAGACAGUGCGAGUGUGGGAUGCGAAGACUGGCCAGCCACUGCACACCCUCGAGGGCCAUACGGACAUUAUCACCAGCGUGGCCUUCUCGGCAGCAGGAGAUCGGCUGGCAUCCGCUUCGUGGGAUAAGACAGUGCGAGUGUGGGAUGCGAAGACUGGCCAGCCGCUGCACACGCUCAAAGACCAUACCAGCUGGGUCAGCAGCGUGGCCUUCUCGAACGAUGGAGCACACAUAGAAACCAAUCAAGGAUCAAUACCCUUACCUUCACCAGCGCUCUCUAAGAAAAUCUCUCAACGGCAUCCUUCUGGGCACAUCUUUGUCAAAGACCGGUGGCUAGCAGUCAACUCAGAAGAUAUGCUUUGGCUUCCUCCAAACUAUUUUCCUAGUUGUACUACUGUCCAAGGUAACCUAGUCGCGUUUGGCUUCGGAUCUGGGAGGAUGAUGCUCCUUGGGUUCUCUUCGUCUUACUAGCUUUUCUAGUUACGCUCCCCUUAGUGCGCUUCAACUACUUCUUCUAGGUGUCAUCACUUGGUAACAUUCGAAAGAAGUAAAAUAGACGUACGUUGACAGUAUUUGGCCUAUCUGCUCUAGCUACAUACUUCUUUUCAAAGAACAGUAUCUUUAGAGAUGCAAAAAACGUUACCUUAAUAC